This is a messenger RNA of Rhodofomes roseus, 1181 nucleotides long. RefSeq lists its product as uncharacterized. The transcript is spliced from 2 exons. Lineage: Eukaryota; Fungi; Basidiomycota; Agaricomycetes; Polyporales; Fomitopsidaceae. Bases 158 to 826 code for a protein of 222 amino acids. The record is from RefSeq and is a predicted model, not a curated record.
GCGGCGACCUCAAACGCGAAGGCGGACCCGGAGGCUACGACGACCGGGACACGAAACGUCCACGGUACUAGGCCGAGACGUCAUGGCAAGCACGAUCGAUGCUGGUCAGGAGUUAGGAGCGCUGCAGCGCCCGCACUGGUGGACUUGAUAGGUGACAAUGAUCGAAUAUUCUGCGGCCCCUCAUGCAUGGCUCGCGCAGGUGACGCCAUUUGGUUUCUCUUUCCCCCCUCUUCCUCUCGCGCUGUUCUCGCUUUGUUGUCCGUCGGCCGUAUGCCGGUUGCGUAAGUAUGCAUGUUCUGUAUCGUCUGCACAGGUAAUGAAGAGGCAAGUAUGUAUGCUGCCUUUGCUGUACUUUGCAGGGAUGUCUGCCGACAUCAUCAGCGCGUCAGCCAAUCGCGUCAGUUGUCAGACAUUCGCCAAGAGAGACGGAGGUGUCAUGGGUGCACCCUUAUCUGUGUGCAGGUCGAGGUACGUUCAUCACCAAGUAACCUAUACUGGGAGCCUGAGCACUUCGCGCGGCCGCCGCAAGUGUGCAGGCGCCGCGGUGAUGCUGCCCCGACGUGUCGCCCGAGGGCACACACCCAGCACACACCAGAAGCCCAGGGAAUGCGCACUGACCUUAGCAACGCUGAAUGGAAGGCCCGAUGCAUCGAGGGCCUGCAGGUGGGUCUGGUGGACUGUUCGCCCGCCUCUCCGUGCAUUCGACAAUGUUGGUGCCCUCAAGCUUCAUCGCCGGAGGGUGAUUAGGCCGUGCUUAGGCGGGAGGGCUUAUGCGCAGAUUGUAUGCUUGUCGUCCUACGGGGAUGGCGGGAUGACACCGUCAUGAGGGACUGAUGACUUCCGCGGUCAGAAAAAGCUGGACAGCCUCCCUCUCGUCAAUCAUACUCAAUGAUCUCAAGGGACACUUGAGUAUUUUCUCUGAAGUCACCAGCGACUGUGAAACUCGUCUACUCACUGAGAGCGACGCUGACUGCUGUGGACGUUGCUCCAGGGUAAGUCGGACUACCGGUCGGGGAAGGGGAGGACCCGGAUUGAUAUUGAAUGGCGAAACUUGUGGGCGCAUGAUCGCAUCUUCGGGACCGAAGGCUGUUGGAUCUGCGAUGGGCGGGGCCGCAUCGACGUCGGCAGGGAUGUUGAGCGGCCUUAACAGUUAAACAGUUAAACAGUUAGACAUAUGUAAA